This is a messenger RNA of Penicillium brevicompactum, 1350 nucleotides long. RefSeq names its product trans-hexaprenyltranstransferase. Gene Ontology annotation, biological process: ubiquinone biosynthetic process; isoprenoid biosynthetic process. The record is from RefSeq and is a predicted model, not a curated record. Gene Ontology annotation, cellular component: transferase complex. The coding region runs from base 1 to 1350 and encodes 449 amino acids. Lineage: Eukaryota; Fungi; Ascomycota; Eurotiomycetes; Eurotiales; Aspergillaceae. Gene Ontology annotation, molecular function: prenyltransferase activity. The transcript has 2 exons.
AUGGGAGCUCGAACCGCUUCGGCCACCGGGCUGAUCCUCUCACGACCGACCUCUACCUCCAUCUGCUCCCAAUGCCUCCGCGAUGACCUCCGUUUGACGCAUAUUGCCCUUCAAACUCGCAAAUACCAUCCCACACGUCGGAGGGAUGCCUCACCCUUCGGAGCCGCCGUGUCGGCGGCCCAGGCCAUCUUCAAGGGUAUGCCCAAGGCGCCUCCAGGUGUCUCGGUGGAUCCAUUGAGAAUGGUGGGAAAAGAGCUCAAGUUCCUCUCCAAGAACAUCCGUCAAUUGCUCGGCUCUGGUCACCCGGCGCUCGACAAGGUCGCCAAAUACUACACUCACAGCGAAGGCAAGCACAUGCGACCCAUGCUGGUCCUCCUCAUGUCCCAGGCCACAGCUCUGGACCCGCGCAAGCAUCACACCUACUCUGAUAAACCGAGUCCCGUCGAUUCCUCCUUUAGCGCGCCGUCAAUUCUCGAAGACGCCAACCCCGAAAUGAACCCGCUCGUGUCCCACAAGGCCGAGAGCGAAUACAACAUUGCUGGAGACGACAACAUCCUGCCGUCCCAACGCCGACUCGCCGAAAUCACCGAGUUGAUUCACACCGCAUCGCUUCUGCACGACGAUGUCAUCGAUAACGCAGUGACGCGCCGCGCCAACAGCUCCGCAAACUUGGCAUUUGGAAACAAGAUGGCAGUUCUGGCUGGUGAUUUCUUGCUCGGACGCGCCUCGGUGGCUCUGGCUCGCUUGCGCGAUCCCGAGGUUACGGAGCUCAUGGCUACUGUGAUCGCCAACUUGGUGGAAGGCGAGUUCAUGCAGCUGAAGAACACCGCACAGGACGAAAAGAAGCCUGUGUACACCGAUGAUACCCUCAACUACUACCUUCAGAAGACCUACUUGAAGACCGCCAGUUUGAUCAGCAAGUCUUGCCGCUCCGCUGCGGUUCUGGGCCGCAGCGCGCCGGAGGUGAUUGAAGCUUCAUAUGCUUACGGUCGUAACCUGGGUCUUGCUUUCCAGCUCGUGGAUGAUAUGUUGGAUUACACCGUUACCGAGGCGGAGAUGGGCAAGCCUGUUGGUGCGGACUUGGAACUGGGUCUGGCGACCGCGCCGCUGCUUUUCGCUUGGAAGAGCAACCCGGAGCUUGGUCCUCUGGUUGGACGUAAGUUCAACCAAGAGGGCGAUGUGCAACGGGCCCGUGAACUCGUCCACCAGAGCAACGGCGUUGAGCAGACUCGUGCCUUGGCUCAGGAUUACGCUGACAAGGCCAUUGCUGCCAUCAGUGAUUUCCCUGACAGCGAGGCCAAGACCGGCCUCAUUGAGAUGUGUGAGAAGACAAUGAAGCGGAGGAAGUAA